UCAAUUCAUCUUAAUUCUCAUGGUAUCUCCAAGGCAAGAGCCUGUCCUGUCCCACACCCACAUCUCCAUUAUGCUCAAACUCCUCAACAAGAACCUCCGUCGCCUCUGUUCCCACCUCCGGUGGCCACUCCGGCGCCGUUCCAAAUCCAAACUAGUCAUCAAGAGGUUCAUGAAGACCAUCCCAAAGCCUCAAAACGAAUCAAACAGUAGCAGCACGACCACAACCACCACCACCACCAAACCAAUACGAAUCGCAACGUUCAACGCUGCACUUUUCUCCAUGGCACCAGCGCUUCCCAAGGGAGACAAAACCACCACCUUUGACGACAAACUAGGAAGACCAAGAAGCAUUCUGAAACAAUCUCCACUACACCCUGCAGGUUCAGAAAACCUCGUCAACAAGCAGAGCAAGUACGCUAAGUCAAAGUUGAGAGUGUCCAUUAACCUACCCGACAACGAGAUUUCGCUGCUGAGAAACCGACAAUCAAGCUUCUCGGAACACGACAAAGAAGGGCCUUGGAGAAGGGUGAUGAUGAGUUUUGGUGAAGAGAGUCGACACGGUGGAAGAACAAGAACUGUGUUUGAAGUUCUGAGAGAGUUAAACGCUGACGUUUUGGGUCUGCAAGAUGUUAAGGCUGAAGAAGAGAAUGGGAUGAAGCCUUUGUCUGAUUUGGCUCAUGCUCUUGGUAUGAACUAUGUCUUUGCUGAAAGCUGGGCACCCGAAUACGGCAACGCCGUUUUGUCCAAGUGGCCCAUCAAACGAUGCAAAGUUCAGAAAGUUUUUGAUCACACUGAUUUCAGGAAUGUUCUGAAGACCACUAUCGAUGUACCCCAAGCAGGUGAACUCAACUUUUAUUGUACCCUCCUUGAUCAUCUUGAUGAGAAUUGGCGGAUGAAGCAAAUAAAUGCAAUAAUUCAAUCUAAUAAUGAGCCACACAUCUUAGCUGGAGGCCUUAAUUCACUUGAUGAAUCAGAUUACUCCCAAGAAAGAUGGACAGAUAUUGUAAAGUACUAUGAAGAGAUGGGAAAGCCAACUCCAAAGGUUGAAGUGAUGAAAUAUCUAAAGAGUAGACACUACACAGAUGCUAAGGACUUUGCAGGGGAAUGUGAGUCCGUUGUCAUGAUUGCCAAAGGCCAAAGUGUGCAAGGGACAUGUAAGUAUGGAACAAGGGUAGAUUACAUAUUAUCUUCCUCAGAUUCUCCAUAUAAAUUUGUUCCAGGGUCCUAUUUAGUCCUUUCUUCCAAAGGUACUUCAGAUCAUCACAUAGUGAAAGUUGAUGUGGUAAAAGUAAAUAACAAUCCUCAAGAAAAUCUGACAAAGAAGCAGCGACAACCAAGACAGAAAGUUGUGAGAAUUACGCAAUCAAAUCCAUCAAAAGGUAUUUGGAAAACACACAAUGGAGAUAUAGAUUGAACUCUUUACUUUCCUACUCAGUUUAGAUUAGUAAGGUUACAUUUAGGAGAUGGGUGCAGUUGGUUUUGUUCCUGCUUCCAGCUUCCUAUUAAAAAAAAUAUGAAAGAUAAG
Gastrolobium bilobum is the source of this 1525-nucleotide messenger RNA. RefSeq lists its product as uncharacterized. The record is from RefSeq and is a predicted model, not a curated record. Gene Ontology annotation, molecular function: catalytic activity. Gene Ontology annotation, cellular component: endoplasmic reticulum. Gene Ontology annotation, biological process: GPI anchor biosynthetic process. Bases 20 to 1414 code for a protein of 464 amino acids. Lineage: Eukaryota; Viridiplantae; Streptophyta; Magnoliopsida; Fabales; Fabaceae. The transcript has 4 exons.